Molecule: messenger RNA, 393 nt
Organism: Symbiodinium sp. CCMP2456
Lineage: Eukaryota; Dinophyceae; Suessiales; Symbiodiniaceae
Source: the annotation of a GenBank genome assembly
AUGAAGUCCAAUGCGAUUGUAGCGGAGCCGCACUUCAAGCAGCUUGCGGUUGCCACGAGAGCGCCAGGUCAUGCAAAGCACUGCAAUGCUGAAAAGCUUCCCGAGGACGACAUCUCAGGCACGAGGACCGACACUUCAAGUUGCGAUGAGGAACGUGAGAGCGACGAAAGAUCCAUGCUGGAAGAGUCAAGAAUCACAAGUGAUAAGUCCAGACGAAAUCCAAACACGGGAGAUGGUGAGUCCUGGCAGGCAAAGCAGCGAACAGGCAUGAAUGGACCUGGAGAUCCGGAUCCCGAUGCGGGUGCAGCGGAUCCUGCACACGAAGAGCUGUGCAAAAAUGACGGUGGCGCUGAGUUUAAAGAGUCCGAGACUGACAGCUUUGGACCAGUUUAA